UAUUGAAAUAUAACCACAAUGGUUAUAGAACAUCAUGUGAGUGGAUACGAAGAUUUUAAAAAAUUUAUGGCAGAUUUUGAUAGUGAUGGUAAAAAUAUUCAUGUUUAUUUUACCGGCACUAAAUUACCUUCAGGAAAUAGCUGGUGCGAGGAUUGUCAACGUGCAUACCCUGUACUUCAGGAGGCACUAGUAUCAACAAAAACAAGUUCUCAUUUAAUCUACGUAGAAGUAGGGGAUAGACCUAUUUGGAAAGAUAUAAAUAAUUCAUUUAGGAAAGAUCCUGAGACCAAUUUAUUAGUUAUACCAACUCUAAUAAGGUGGAAAGGGCCCCAAAAAUUGGAAGGGUAUCAGUGUGAAAAGAAAGAACUAGUAGAAAUGCUGUUAACUGAUGAUGAAGACUGAAAGUUAUAUGCCAUAGACCGAAGUCUACAGUGCAUUGUCAAUUAUAUACAAUAGAUGUACUAAGAAAAUUUAUUCUUGUAUGUAAUGUAUUGUAUCUUUAAAACAUGAUAUGUUUAAAUAUAUUAUUUGAUUUAGUCGAAAUAAACGCUUUAAAGAAUA
This is a messenger RNA of Agrilus planipennis (emerald ash borer), 561 nucleotides long. RefSeq names its product thioredoxin domain-containing protein 17-like. The transcript has 3 exons. Gene Ontology annotation, cellular component: cytosol. Gene Ontology annotation, molecular function: protein-disulfide reductase [NAD(P)H] activity. Bases 19 to 402 code for a protein of 127 amino acids. The record is from RefSeq and is a predicted model, not a curated record. NCBI's taxonomy places the organism in Eukaryota, Metazoa, Arthropoda, Insecta, Coleoptera, Buprestidae.